AUGUUGAUCCAAACAAAAUUAGCAAAAUACUACCUUUGUAUUUCAAAAACCACGCAUACAAACUUUAUUUGCCCAAUCAGCUUGUUAGAGAUGUUUCAAAGAGAGACAAAAAGGAUUGAUAGAUGAUUACAAUUCUACAAUUUUAUUAUGAAGCUCUAAUCAGGUACAGAUCAAAGCAAAAUUGUAUCAUCUCCAAAAUGCGAUGAAUGCAACUGUAGGAAGCUUGACAGCUUAUCUCCACGCUGAAAAUAUUUUACAGCAACUUAAUCGAAAUUGUCAUAAUUUGAUUACAUUUAUAUACGUAUAUACUAAGUGACAUAUAAAUCCGAACACCCAGUU
This is a messenger RNA of Acanthoscelides obtectus, 339 nucleotides long. The record is from the annotation of a GenBank genome assembly. Lineage: Eukaryota; Metazoa; Arthropoda; Insecta; Coleoptera; Chrysomelidae.